AUGACGACGACAGCGGCAGGCAACAACAUCGCGGACCGAUUGAUCGGUGCGCGCAACGAGCGAGGCAUACCUUCGGCUCUGUUUGUCGAGGAUGUCGUGAAGUUUGUCGGAGCCGAUCCGGUGGAAGGCAUCAUUGGUGCGUUGCAGCAGCUUUUCAGCAAAUAUAAAUUCAUGGAAACGAACUUGACCAAGACGAAGCAAUCUCUCAAGGUGAAGAUCCCCGACACAAAGAAGGAUUUGGCGAUGCUGGAGCACUUGAUUUCCCAGCGAGGCAAGGACGAGAACAUCGAGACACACUUUAGCCUGGCCGACAAUGUGUUUGCCAAAGCCACGAUUGACGCGCAAGUGCAAACGGUGUGCAUAUGGCUGGGGGCGAACGUCAUGGUCGAAUACUCGUUCGACGAAGCAUUGUCGUUGCUGAAGAACAACCUCCACACUGCCGAGCAACGUCUGGAGCAAAUUGAGUCGGACCUUGGUUUCCUACGUGACCAAAUCAUCACGACCGAAGUCAACAUGGCGCGCAUCUUUAACCAUGACGUCCGGCGUCGACGACAAGAAAAGCUGCAAGUGAAGGCAUAA
Messenger RNA from Aphanomyces invadans, 579 nucleotides. RefSeq lists its product as hypothetical. Gene Ontology annotation, molecular function: tubulin binding. Gene Ontology annotation, biological process: protein folding; microtubule-based process; tubulin complex assembly. The transcript has a single exon. NCBI's taxonomy places the organism in Eukaryota, Oomycota, Saprolegniomycetes, Saprolegniales, Verrucalvaceae. The record is from RefSeq and is a predicted model, not a curated record. The coding region runs from base 1 to 579 and encodes 192 amino acids. Gene Ontology annotation, cellular component: cytoplasm; prefoldin complex.